Penicillium antarcticum is the source of this 1125-nucleotide messenger RNA. RefSeq names its product zinc-binding alcohol dehydrogenase family protein. Bases 1 to 1125 code for a protein of 374 amino acids. The transcript has 2 exons. Lineage: Eukaryota; Fungi; Ascomycota; Eurotiomycetes; Eurotiales; Aspergillaceae. The record is from RefSeq and is a predicted model, not a curated record. Gene Ontology annotation, molecular function: oxidoreductase activity, acting on NAD(P)H.
AUGUAUCCUCUCUGUCGCCCGCCUUCACCCGAUAUGGCAAUUCAACCGACUUUACCCUCUACCCAGACGGGAAUUAUUCAACACGAAGGGGGCGUUCUUCAAAUCACGCCCGGGUUGCCUCUUGCAGAGCUUGCGCCUCACCAAAUGCUGGUUAGAACGGCGUCUGUUGCUUUGAAUCCUUGUGAUUUCAAGAUGCCGUUGAGAUUUCCCAGUCCGGGCCUCUGGGAUGGUUGUGAUUAUGCUGGCACUGUAGUUGCUCUUGGUGCUGAGGCAGCCGCACAAGGUCGUUUCAAGAUUGGCGAUCGAGCUUUCGGGGCUGUUCAGGGAUCGAACUUGUCAGAUCCACUGUCUGGAGCCUAUUGCGAGUAUAUUCGGACUGAACCAGACCUCGCUUUUCAUGUCCCAAAGGAACUGACCCUUGAGAAUGCGCCGUCCAUUUCGGGUACAGCGAUUGCAACUCUUGGUAUUGCCCUCUUUUGGUCUCUUCAAAUCCCUGGAACUUUGGACACUCCAGCAGCUAAGUCGGAGGAUAUUCUGGUAUAUGGUGGAAGCAGUACCCUUGGUCUUCUUGCCAUCCAAAUGGUGAAGUUAUCUGGACAUCGAGUCAUUACUACUUGCUCCGCACGCAACUUUGGUCUUGUCAAGUCCUAUGGAGCUGAUCUAGUCUUUGAUUAUAGCUCUCCAACGUGCGCGGAGGACAUCCGGGCUGCUACCAAGAGUGCACUCCGCUAUGCCCUCGACCCUUUCGCUGAAGCAAAGACUCUGCGGCUGUGUCAUGCAGCCAUCGGUCGCACAGGCGGCCGCUACUGUGCUCUGGAACAGUAUCAGGAGAGUCUCUGCUCACGCAAGACAAUCAAACACGAGCUUGUCAUGGGAGGUGCUAUCUCUGGACGGGGCGUGGAGCUCCCAGACCCGUAUGGCAUUCCACCCCGACCCGAGAUUGGAGUUUGGGCUCGUUCCUGGUACCGAACUGUGCAGAGUCUUAUUGAUCAAGGCAAAAUCAAACCUUGUCCAAUUGAGACCAUUCCUGGUGGAUUCGAUGGGAUUUUGAAGGGCUUGGACAUGCUUCGAAAUGGAAAGGUUUCGGGGAAGAAACUUGUCGUCCCGAUGGUAGAGUUGAAGUAG